This is a messenger RNA of Ctenopharyngodon idella (grass carp), 3100 nucleotides long. It is a transcript of the gene rragcb, whose product is annotated as Ras-related GTP binding Cb. Gene Ontology annotation, cellular component: nucleus; lysosome; Gtr1-Gtr2 GTPase complex. Gene Ontology annotation, molecular function: GTPase activity; GTP binding. NCBI's taxonomy places the organism in Eukaryota, Metazoa, Chordata, Actinopteri, Cypriniformes, Xenocyprididae. Gene Ontology annotation, biological process: regulation of autophagy; cellular response to amino acid stimulus; cellular response to starvation. The transcript is spliced from 7 exons. The coding region runs from base 191 to 1366 and encodes 391 amino acids. The record is from RefSeq and is a predicted model, not a curated record.
UGUCAUAUGAUCAGCUUCCCGUUUGUUUGUGUUCAUGCAGCAAGCUAACCGCUUCCCACUAUGAAACCUCCUCAUCUGUAUCCAAACUAAACAUUUAAUCCACACUGAUCUCACCUCAAUUACUCAAACGGAUCCUACAGAGUCAACAUAGACAGAUCAAAGGGAUUUAAAUCUUAAAAAUAGAUUUAUAAUGUCGAUUGAGUACGAGGAGCAGCUAGCCGGAAGCCUGGUGGACUCUUUCCCUAAAGAUUUCGGCUACGGCGUGGAAAACAUGGACAUGAUGCAGGAGAACCUGGAAAACUCUCCCUCUGCAGACAAUAAACCCAGAAUCCUGCUGAUGGGACUGAGGCGAAGCGGGAAAUCCUCCAUCCAGAAGGUGGUGUUUCAUAAGAUGUCUCCCAAUGAGACACUCUUCCUGGAGAGCACCAACAAGAUCUACAAGGACGACAUCUCCGGCAGUUCCUUUGUCAACUUUCACAUAUGGGACUUUCCAGGGCAGGUGGACUUUUUCGACCCCACCUUCGAUUACGAAAUGAUUUUCAGGGGCACCGGCGCGUUGAUUUUUGUCAUCGAUGCUCAGGAUGACUAUGUAGAAGCAUUAGGGCGGCUACAUCUGACAGUGUCGCGGGCAUUCAGGGUGAACCCGGAGAUCAAUUUCGAGGUGUUUAUACAUAAGGUGGACGGUUUAUCAGACGAUCAUAAGAUAGAGACGCAGAGAGACAUUCAUCAGAGAGCUAAUGAUGAUCUAGCUGACGCCAGUCUGGAAAAGCUUCACCUCAGUUUCUAUCUCACCAGCAUCUAUGAUCACUCCAUAUUUGAGGCCUUCAGUAAGGUGGUCCAGAAACUCAUCCCUCAACUGCCUACGCUGGAAAACCUCCUCAACAUAUUCAUCUCUAAUUCUGGGAUUGAGAAAGCGUUCCUGUUCGACGUGGUCAGUAAGAUCUACAUCGCCACGGACAGCUCUCCGGUGGACAUGCAAUCGUACGAGCUCUGCUGUGACAUGAUCGAUGUUGUCAUUGACGUCUCUUGUAUUUACGGUCUAAAAGACGACGGCAACGGUAACGCUUAUGAUAAAGAGUCUCUGGCCAUCAUAAAGUUGAACAACACCACAGUGCUUUACCUGAAGGAAGUCACCAAGUUCCUGGCUCUGGUCUGCAUCCUGAGAGAGGAGAGCUUCGAGAGGAAAGGCUUGAUAGACUACAACUUCCACUGCUUUCGAAAGGCCAUCCACGAGGUAUUCGAGGUGAGCAGCUCCACCCAGAGGACAGGAGCGGCGGUGCAGUCCAGCCCCCCCAGCAGCAGCGGUAACGGUCUGGCCCGGCUCAAAUCAGCAGCGAUGAACGGCACACCCAGGAGCCUGGUUUAACCCAGGACACACGGACCUCUAAGAACACAGGGCCUUCACACUAGUGCGCUGAACAUGCGCUAAGGUACACGUGAGAUUACUGGAGCGUUUCUCUAGUUAUACCUGCUGUUCCAGGACCUGAGAGACACAACAGGACACUCAUAGAGAAGAGACUACAUUGCUGCUUUUUUAUGAUAUUUUGAUGUAUGUGUGUGUGAGAGAGAGAGAGCGAGAGAGAGAGAGCGAGAUUGUGUGCAAACACAGCAUCAGCUGUUGUAAUAGAGGGAAAUGGAAAACAUUAGUUUAGCCAACAGAAUGAGGCACAAUGAAAUGGUGUCAGAAUCAUGCUAAAGUGUCACACUGAGCAAAUCUAGACUCAAAACUAGAGAGCUGCCUAUCAUUUUUUAUAUCCUCAUGUGUUUAAGGUGGCUAAAAGUGCUGUCUAGGUAGUUUUGAGGAGGCACAUCCCACUUUUCAGAGGUUUCAGUGUGAAUCUCACAAAAAAAAACAUGUUCAAGUGACAUUUCACCAGAAAAUCAAAAUAAGAAAAUUGCUUAAAUAAAUUUUAGCCUGUUUUUAGGUGCAUUAAAAUGUUUACAUUGUUUUUAAGAACACAUUUUACCCAAAUUCUCAUCAUUGCUGAAAAAGGUAACUUUUUUUUGUAAUUCUCAGUUUUUCAUUACUUUAAUGCAGUAUUUUUAUUGUAAUAAAUACUGUAUUGUUUAAAUCAGUAUAAAUGUUGUACGAUAAAUAUGUAAUAUAUGAAUUCUUUAUCAUUCAAAAUAAUAUAUUUUUCACAUUUUUAAUGAGAAUACAGUUUUGUUUUUUGUUUUUUUUGUUUUGUUUUUACAGUAUUAAGAAUUUGGUUAAAAUGGUGCUUAAUUUUCAUUUUAAAAAUUGUCACAAUGUAACAACUAAAUUAGAAAUAGGCUUCAUUUUCUUUAAGCAAUAUUUUUCCUAUUUCAUGCUUUUGAUUUUGGGGUGAAAUAUGACCCGGACAUGUUAGAUUCACCCAUGAAACAGAUCUGUUAAUGCUGUUUCACUCCCUUUUGUAGCAAAAUCCCCAGACCACCCCAUCUUUAAGAUUGCAGUUGUUAAUAUUGGCCAGUUCUGUGAUUGUGUUGGCUCUCGCUGUUUUUUACUCCUGACCAACACAAAGGGAAAAGAAAGGGAGAAAAGGCUAAAGACGUUUGUGAACGUCAUUAUGUUUCUGUGAACUUACAGUAAAAUUAAUGGCAUACAGAGACGUUUUUUAAGCAUCAGCCCUGACUAACAGGAAGCGUGUUUUGCCAUUAAAUGGUUCUUGCACAGUUCUGAUAUACUGAGAUACGUCGGGAACACAGAAUAAUAAUGCUCAAGUUUGUUGAACAUGAGAUAAAGGUAUUGUGUUUUCAUAUGUGAGUCCCUGGGUCCAAAAUAACCCUUUUUCCUUUUUACAUGAUUCAUUGUUUUAGUCAUAUUCAAAAAUUCCCCUUUCUUGAAUUGAUAUAUUGUGGGCUGUGUGUCUAUGUAAUUGUGUAAGAAACUCACUGCUGAAUGUGAUUGUAGUGUGUGUGUGUGUGUGUGUGUGUGUGUGUGUGUGUGUGUGUGUGUGUGUUUCUUUUUUUUUCUAAUAAAGUGUAAAAGAAUAAGAUAUUAAUUUUGUGAUUGAAAUAUACAGAUUAUUACUUGUAAAAUAUCAAGAAAAUGAGAUUUGUUUACUUAUGGUAUAUUUUGUCUCAGAGCACGCUGAAAAUUAAAGCUAUAUUCAUUUGA